AUGUCCGCAUCAACUCUGCGUCGCAGAAGAACAAAAUGCCCAGACCCUCGAAUUUUGCUGAUGCUGGCAAAACAGUAUCCCAACCCUACGCUUACUGCCAGCAAUAAUGGAUUUUCAAUUUCUUGUAAUAACGGGACUACGUUCAAAAUCCCUUUUCUGUUACCAGCGCAAUUUUUUGCAACUUCGGAUAGAAACAAAAAUCCAAACAUCUUUAUGGUGUUUCGGAAACUCUUUCUACUAAGUCUUCAGAAAAACCGUAAUGCUUUAUCUUCAGAACAAAAGUACGUUUCGAUACUUGCGGGACAGGCGUGGGAUAACCGAGACCAGUCUGCCCGAGAUACGAUUCGAUGGUACGCAGACCAGUUGAAGCAAUAUAAGAAGAGAAAUGCUACCCCUUCUGUGACAAGCUUUCCUUAUGUUGUUCCAUGCAUAGGUUGCGGUAUUUUCAAUUUGUUAAACCCACUAGCAUCUGCAACCUUUGCUCCGUGCUUGAACGCAAUGGUUGUUUCUGCAGAACCGUUAUUACAAGCACAAGGUGGUCUUAAUGUGGCCGAAGAUUUAUCCAACGUCGACCAAACCGAAAGUUCGAUUGAUCAGACUUUUUAUAACGAACCAAAAUAA
Molecule: messenger RNA, 621 nt
Organism: Paraglomus brasilianum
Lineage: Eukaryota; Fungi; Glomeromycota; Glomeromycetes; Paraglomerales; Paraglomeraceae
Source: the annotation of a GenBank genome assembly